AUGGCUGACUACUUAGAUCAGCUAUUUAACAGUGACUCGGAUGAGUCUGAGUUUUCUGGUUUCUCAGAGUUUGACUCUGAUAUUGAAGUCGGUAAUUUGUCCGAUGAAGACAUUAUUCCCAAUGCUGAGGCUGCAGAUGAUAAUUGGACAGAUGACUUCAGUCCAUUGAGGUUUGAUGAGUUCAACGAGCAGCCGAGAGAACGCCUACAAGAUGGAUUUGAUGUAGACACAGCCACUCCCAUGGAUUACUUUUGGCUGCUGUUCUCUCCGCAGCUGCUUCAGUCCAUUGUGGGGCAUACGAAUGGUUACUUCGAUUUGAAGAUGGCACAGCUGGACUUACCAACAGACCUUAGAUGGCAGGACACAACUGAAGAAGAGAUGAGGGCAUUCCUGGCCAUCAACAUCCUGAUGGAUAUCAACCAGCUCCCCAAUGCCGAGAUGUUCUGGUCGUCCAAUCCCUUCAUCAACACUGCUGGAAUCACCAACACCAUGAAAUGCAACAGGUUCCAGAAGCUGGUGCAGUACUUCCAUGUUGCGGACUGGUCGACUGAGCCAGGAAGGGGAGAGCCCGGAUACAACAAACUCUUCAAGGUGAGACUUGUCAUGGAGAGCGUCAGCCGGACAUUCCAGGACAUCUACACACUCAACAAGGAGGUCUCCAUUGACGAGGCCAUGAUUGCGUUUACCGGCCGCAUCAGCUUUAGACAGUAUAUGCCCGCCAAGCCGAUCAAGAGGGGAAUCAAGGUGUGGAUGCUCUGCGAUGCCAGGACAGCCUUCCUUGCUUGUUUUAAGGUAUACCUGGGGCGACAGAACAACCAGACGGAACACGGACUUGGCGACAACGUUGUGAUGAGGCUAGUGGACCACAUCUACCACUCCUUCCGCUGGUUAUUCUUUGACAACUUCUUCACAGUUAUACCUCUCAUGAAGGAACUCCCGGAGAAGGGCCUGUACGCCUGCGGGACUGUCAGGGUCAACAGGAAGGGAUUCCAGAGCCCAGUUGUAGAAACCAGCAGAGGAACGACAGUGUGGAGACUUCAAGAUUUUGCAGAUAGGCGACACCAACCUGACUGCCACUGUGUGGAAGGACACGCGACUUGUUCACCACUUGUCCACGUUGAGCGACCCUACCGUCAUUUUACCUGUAUAGCGACGAUGUGGAGCCAACGUCCUUCAGCUACAGUCGCCACACAGUGUGAACUAAGUAUGAUGUUUGGAGCUGUUCCAAGAACUACUGGCAAUAACUCUUCUGGUUUCUUCUGA
Messenger RNA from Dreissena polymorpha, 1263 nucleotides. RefSeq names its product piggyBac transposable element-derived protein 4-like. The coding region runs from base 1 to 1263 and encodes 420 amino acids. Lineage: Eukaryota; Metazoa; Mollusca; Bivalvia; Myida; Dreissenidae. The transcript is spliced from 2 exons. The record is from RefSeq and is a predicted model, not a curated record.